AAUCAAACCAGAACUGACUGCACAUUAAAAAUACCGACAUUAUAUUUCUUAGAGGAUAGUUGUUGUUGACUUCCAAACCUUUGCAAAAUACCAAAACUUAUCACUGCAUUGCCAUUUAUGAAGCAUACAAUUUCUCAUACAUUUUUAUCCUGUGACUCAGAAACAACCUGCAAGAUGGCUGAGGCUGUACUCAAGAGUGUGCUUGGAAGUUUGGCCUCUCCAGCUGUAGCAGAGCUGAAACCAUUUCUAUGUUUCAGGCGAGAAAAGGAAAAACUUGAGAGCAUGUUCACUGCAAUCAAGGCUACGCUUGAAGAUGCGGAAGAGAAGCAAUUCUCAGACAGAGCUAUAAAGGAUUGGGUGGGAAAGCUGAAAGAUGCAGCUUACGAGCUUGAUGAUAUUUUGGACGAGUUUGCUUAUGAACAAAUGCGGCUGGAAGAAGAAGAAAGUGAAGAAGUCAAGUGUUGUAUAUCAGAAAUGGUACUACGCUCUUCCUUAGCCUCUUUUCAUCCCAUGAAUCUUUAUUUCCGUUACAAUAUUGUUCGAAGAAUGAAUAUAGUAAGUGAGAGAUUAGAUCAAAUUGCUAGUGAAAAGAACCAGCUUCAUUUGACUUCCACGAUUCAAGAGGAAACCCGUGGAGUCCCUGAGUGGCGCCAAACCUUCUCAUUUAUCACUGAACCAAAGGUCUACGGAAGAGAGCAAGAUAUAAAAAAAAUUGUAGAGUUUUUGGCAGGUGCUGCCUCUCGUCCUGAGAAUUUACCCGUCUAUCCGAUCGUGGGUCAAGGCGGUCUUGGAAAAACAACACUGGCAAAACUCAUCUUCAAUCACAAUGAUCUCAAAGAUUUUCAGUUAAAAAUUUGGGUAUGUGUUUCUGAAGAUUUCGGUCUCGAGAGAAUAUUAAAAGCUAUCAUCGAAGCCGCAUCUGAGGACGUCCGCAAGGACUUGGGUCUGGAGGCAACGCAAAGAAGACUUAGAAAGCUGCUUACAGGAAAAAGAUAUUUGCUUGUUUUGGAUGACGUGUGGGAUGUGAUGAAGCAGAAUUGGAAGGAUAAUUGGCAGGUGCUGAGAUCUUUACUGGACUGUGGGGAAAAGGGUUCUUCUGUUUUGGUCACCACUCGCUUCUCAAAUGUUGCACAAAUCAUGGGAACAAUAAAACAUCCUCAUAUGUUACCAGAGCUAUCCGUAGAUUAUUGCUGGGAAUUGUUUAAACAUCAAGCCUUUGAAGCAGACGAGGUAGAACCAGAAGAGCUUGUGGUGAUAGGAAGGGAGAUAGUAAAGAAGUGUGGAGGAGUGCCUCUCGCAGCAAAUACAAUUGGUGGUCUUCUACGCUUUUACAGAAACAAGGAUAAGUGGCUCAAUAUUUUGGAAAGUAACCUUUUGGCGUUAUCAUUGAAUGAAAAGUCCAUAAUGCCUGUCCUUAGACUAAGUUACCUGAACUUACCAAUUGAACUCAGACAAUGCUUUGCUUAUUGUGCAAUAUUUCCCAAAGAUGAACGCAUAGAGAAGCAAUAUUUAAUUGAAUUUUGGAUGGCUAAUGGAUUAAUUUCAUCAGAUGGAAGGUUAGAUGCUGAAGAUGUUGGUGAUGAAGUGUGGAAUGAAUUAUAUAGGAGAUCACUUUUUCAGGAUAUAGAGACAGAUGAAUUUGGAAAAGUUACAAGUUUCAAGAUGCAUGAUCUUGUUCAUGAUCUUGCCCAAGUUGUUGCUGAUGAAGAGGUUUGUUGCAUUACAGCUGAGGAUUAUGCACCUGUUUUAUUUGAAAGAAAAAGAAUCCACCAUCUCUCGGAUUGUCGGUGGUGGCUCAAUUCAACCGAAUUGCAUCAAGUAAAAUCUUUGAGGACUUAUAUAAAGAGCACAGCAACUGAACUUUCUUCUGAUGUCUUGAAAUGUUAUUCUUUACGGAUGCUUCACGUAUCUGGACUUGAAGAAUUAUCCUCUUCAAUUGAUAAUUUGAAAUAUCUAAGUUACUUAAAUCUUUCUCGCGGUCGUUUCAAAACUCUUCCAGAAUCCCUGUGUAAAUUACUGAAUUUAAAGAUAUUGAAAUUAGAUAGCUGUCGGAGGCUCCAAAAGUUGCCUGACGGUUUGGUACGCUUAAAAGCCCUGCAACAACUGUCUCUUAAAUCCUGCAGGUCACUAUCAAGAUUGGCACCUUAUAUAGGAAAGUUAAAUUCUCUAAGAAGUUUAUCCAUGUACUUUGUUGGAGAGGAAAAGGGGUUCCUUUUAGCAGAACUGGGUCAACUCAAGCUUAAAAGAGAUCUUGAGAUCAAACAUCUGGAGAGAGUGAAAAAUAUAAAUGAUGCCAAAGAAAGCAAUAUGUCAAGUAAGCAACUGAAUAACUUGAUGUUGAGAUGGAGGACAGUUAGAGAAGGGGAACUAGAAGGGAAUGAUGAGGAGGUUCUUGAAGCCCUUGAACCUUGUACAGAGACACUUCAGAGUUUGAGAGUGGAAGGGUACCAAGGUGUCCGUUUCCCAGAAUGGAUGUCAAGUCCUUCCUUGAAAAAGUUAACUCAUCUAGAGCUGUGGUCUUGCACAAACUGUAUAAAACUUCCAGUGCUGAGGAAUCUGCGUUCGCUGAAGUGGCUAGAGAUAACCAAGGCAAAAUAUGUAAAAUACGUGCAGGAGGAGUGCUACGAUAACGAUGUAGGUUUCAUGCGUCUAGAAUAUCUAUCGCUCCGAAAUCUUCCAAGUCUAAUAAGGUUAUCAAGUGAGGAUGGGGAAAACCAGUUUCCGUGUCUUUCCGCACUUGACAUUGAGGAUUGUCCUCACUUUUCGUUGCAAGGGUUGCCGUCACUCAAGUUGUUAAGAAUGAGCAGAAAUCCUAAGUUGAAGGUGUGCCCAGGUUUGGAAUGUUUACCCUGUGUUGAGGAUUUGACGAUUGAAAGCUGUGACGAGGUGGAAGGUUUACAAUUUAUGACUGGCUUGAAGAAGUUAGCAUUAAUUCAUCUUAUGAACAUAACCUUGCCUGACUGUUUUGGAGACCUUCCCUUACUCCGUGAAUUACACAUUUAUGGGUUACUUGUUGAUGCGUCUUCCAACAAGCCUUAGCCUUAGCCGUCUGGAGGUAUUGUAUAUUCAAGAUUGUCAUCCUAAGUUACAGAUGCGAUGUCUGAAGGAAAGCGGAGAGGACUGGCCCGUAAUAGCUCACAUUCCUAA
Molecule: messenger RNA, 3147 nt
Organism: Vigna unguiculata (cowpea)
Lineage: Eukaryota; Viridiplantae; Streptophyta; Magnoliopsida; Fabales; Fabaceae
Product: disease resistance protein RGA2-like
Molecular function (GO): ADP binding
Source: RefSeq, a predicted model, not a curated record